CUCUACGGGCGCUCUCGGCAACGUCCCGGAAUAACGGGGGGAAACAGAGCGAGAGGGAAACGGAAAACUGGAAUUUAACGGCGAUUGUGAAGGAUUUCGGUGGAGGAAAACCGCUUCUCCUCGUCUUCUUCGGCCGUAAGCGGCGGACACAGCUCGGAUUGACCGAGGGAAGAGCACUGGGAGCGGACAUCCUCACAGAUGCAGAGCCUCUCCAUACAUGGCCUCCUCCAGGUGACCCCUGGUGACUUUAGUCACUCUUGGCUGAAACUGUGAAUCUCUGAUCCACCUGAAGAGAUCCGCAGGGUGAGACGGAUUACAAUUACAUGCUGAAACUGUAUGAACCCAAUGCAGUGAGGACAGGCUGAGCUGAACUUGUCUUCUGAGAUACUCCCCUCCUUCCUCCAAGAUCUCCCUCUCUCCCUCCCUUCCUCCCUCUGGUCCUCUUGUCAAAGCUGCUGAAUUAUUAAACAUCAGACGGUGGGCUCGGCCGUGGAGCCAGAGGAUAGAUGGAGAGCUAGCGAGAUGAAAAGAUGGAGAGUGAAAGAGAGAGGCAUGGAGAUGUCCGACGCUGCAGGGAGCCGUGAGUCAGCAGGGAGAGCGAGCACGUGUGGGAGGGAAGACGGAGAGAGUUCAUAGAUAGGUGAUACAACUGCAGAGAGAGCGGCAUCAGAUGCCUCCUGGUGGGCGCGUGUGUGUGUGCAUGCGCCUAUCGAUUGAACAGAGAAGGUCACAGAGCCGCAAGGAGAUUAGCGAGCUAGACUCACGGAGCUAACGCCUCCUCUGAAUAGCAGCUAGACAGGAAGAGGAGAGACAAAAGAGGGGGAGAGAGAGACCAGGAGAAGGACGAGAAGAGCUGCUACAGUAUGGGGGAGAGCUACAUGUACCAGAGACUCCCCUACGCCAGAGGACAGGAGGAGGGGGAGGAGGACGAGGAAGAGGAGAGAGACAGGAGGAUCAGAGAGAGAGUCGGGGGACAAAUGAUGCAGUGUGAGGAGGGGACCGAGUGGCUCCUGGAGCUUCUUACUGACGUGCAGCUGCAGCAGUAUUUCCUGCGGAUCCGUGAUGAGCUCAAUGUCACACGGCUCUCCCACUUUGACUACGUCAAGAAUGAAGACCUGGAGAAGAUCGGCAUGGGACGCCCAGGCCAAAGGAGGCUUUGGGAGGCUGUGAAGAGGAGGAGAGCCCUUUAUAAACGCAAGUCCUGGAUGAGCAAGGUGUUUCCUGUGAAACGGCCAGACACAGACCCCCAGCAGCCCCUUUCUCAGGGUGCUUCGUCCAGCAUUGCUCCUGGAAAUACAGACUCUACCGCCUCACUAACCUGCCUAAUCAGAGAUUCAGAGCUGCAACUGUUUGAGCGUUUAGGAGACGGGACUUUUGGGGUGGUACGGAGGGGAGAGUGGACUGCACCCAAUGGAAGAGUGUUAACUGUGGCAGUAAAGUGUCUAAAGGCAGGUGUGUUGGACUCAGACGGUCUGGAUGAUUUCAUCAGAGAGGUCAACGCCAUGCAUUCACUGAGCCACCAGAACCUCAUUCGCCUUCAUGGCAUUGUGCUCACACAGCCUAUGAAGAUGGUCGCUGAACUGGCCCCUCUGGGUUCCUUGUUGGAUCGUCUGAGAAAGCGUCAGGGGCACAUUCUCAUCAAUUCUCUGUGUAACUAUGCUGUGCAGGUGGCCUGUGGGAUGGCCUACUUGGAGCAGAGGCGCUUCAUCCACAGGGACCUGGCUGCUCGUAAUGUGCUGCUGUCCACAAAUGAAACUGUGAAAAUCGGAGACUUUGGCCUGAUGAGGGCACUGCCCACACACACUAAUGAAUACAUCAUGGAGGAGGGCCACAAAAUCCCUUUUCCCUGGUGUGCUCCAGAGUCUCUGAAGUCUAGAACUUUCUCACAUGCGUCUGAUACCUGGAUGUUUGGUGUCACUCUGUGGGAGAUGUUUACCCAUGGACAGGAGCCAUGGCUGGGCCUAAAUGGCAGCCAGAUCCUCCAUAAAGUUGAUGUGGAGGCUGAGCGUCUGAGUAAACCAGAUGACUGUCCUCAGGAUAUCUACAACGUCAUGCUGCAAUGCUGGAGUCCCAAACCGGAGGACAGACCCACUUUUAUUGCACUCAGAGACUUUCUGCUUGAGACCAUGCCUACGGAUAUGAGAGCGCUGCAGGACUUCGAAGAGGAAGACAAACUGGAGAUCAAAAUGAACGAUGUCAUCACCAUCAUAGAGGGAAGGGCCGAGCAUUACUGGUGGCGAGGUCAAAACAGGCGGACUCUGCGUGUUGGUCAGUUCCCUCGUCAUGUGGUUACCUCUGUCGCCGGUUUGUCGGCCCAGGACAUCAGUAGACCACUAAAACAUUCCUUCAUCCACACUGGACAUGGGGACACAGACCCUCACAGAAGCUGGGGUCAUGCCGAUCGAAUAGACAGUCUGUAUUUGGGGAACCCUAUGGAUCCUCCUGAUGUCCUUGGAUUUGAUUCAGGAGAGGCAAGGCCAACCAAACUCCCCAACCGUGCUAAGAAGCAACCUCCUCCUCGUCCACCUCAACCUGCUGUUCUUCUGAAGAAGCCGUUCUACGACUCUGUGAUGGAUGACUAUGACGAUGAUGAAGAUGCCAGUGCUUCAUCAGGGCUGAAGAGGCUGGGAGUGUCUCUGGGUCUGAAGUUAAGGCCGUGGGAGGGUGCCAGUGUCCGGACAGCGAAGAGUGAGGUAUCGCUCAUUGAUUUCACUGACGACAGCUUCAGCUCUACCACGCCCUCGCCGCUCACUGAGACACGACAGCCUGAUGAGGACACUCUGAAGGACACUCCCUCCAUCCUGGACUGGCCCCUUCCUCAGCCAGCUUAUGAUGAGGUUACCACUGACCUUGAAGACCAAUCAGAGGACCAGGAGGUGCGGACCAUUAACAAGGGUUUGACUGAGGAGACAUCAGCCUCAGGCAGCGGCGGUAUGGCUGGAAGGAGUGAGUCGCAGUCAGCCGAUCUUUUCCAGGAACUUCAGAGAGAGGUGAUGGUGAAGCUUCAGGUUCCCAUGUCAACAGGCCGUUCCCUCCCAUCCUCCCCCCUUCCUCUGCCCCUGGCUCCUUUUGGCCCCCACAGACAGAUCUACCUACCUCCUUCGUCCCCAUCCUCUAACUCUACAUCUUCCUUCACCUCCUGCUUCGAAGACCGACCCGUGCUCCCCCCUCGCAGCCCUGUCCCUCCAAUGCGCCCCUCCAAACACAACCUCUCUGCGCGCUCCACCCAACCACAGUCCCGCUCCAGCUCCAUCUCCCUGGGCGACCCUGAAGACACGCCCCCUCAGAUCCCACCAAGAGACCACGCCUUCUCUCAGCCAGGCUCACGCUCCUCCUCUCCCCUCCCACUCGUACCCCCAUUGUCCUCCUCACCCGUGGCCCUGCCUCCUCCCCCUCUUUCAGUCUCCCCUCGCCGGGCAUCCGGACUUCUGGGGCCCCUCCUGUCCUCUAACUCAUCGGUCUCGUCCCUGCCUCAAGUGACACCACAUUCCUCACAGCUCACCGCUCGGGGUUCCACCUACGGGUCCAGCUCUUUACUAGAGCCUCUCUCCUACCGUGAGGGGCGGAGUCUGUCUUCACUGAUUGAAAGUUCUCAGAGCUCUGCUCCUGCCCCCCUACCUGAUCGACCAGCUUAUCUAGAAAGAUAUGGAGCUGCAAAUAUGGCUGCAGUCAAACCCAUGAUACAACAGCCCGGAGGAGCAAAACCAAACUCCUCCUACAACAACAAUAAUGGGCGUACUGCAGCUCCCAGCAUGCAACAGGAGCAGAGCAUCACACAGGUCCAAGGAGCCGUACAUGGAGUCACGUUGGAAGAGUGUCAGGCAGCUCUGCAGAGUCACGGCUGGAGCGUCCCUCAGGCUGUCAAUCAUCUGAAGGUGGAGCAGUUGUUUCGUCUGGGUCUACGGUCGAGAGCAGAGUGUGAGGAUCUUCUGCAGCGCUGCAACUGGAACCUGGAGGAGUCAAGUACGCUCAUGCUCGACUCAUAUGGGCCGCAUAGAAACAUGAAGUGACAGCUGGAUGGCAAACCGAGCCACCGGCGGCUGUUGAUGAGCUCCUGAUGUCACCUGGAUCAACACGCCAUCCCAACCCAGAUGAGUCAUCACGACCAUGUUAAAUGAAUGGCGAACACAGAGCGGUAUGCUGUAUGUGCCUCACAUUACGUCCUGUGAUUACUUGCAGUUACCUGUGUCAUACACAUGCAUGUUCAUCAGCUAACAGAGCGGCUUCUCAUAUGAGUUGCACCAAUUACUUGACUUUUCUUUUUUAAAUGUAUAGAUGAUGAGAAUUUGUUUCUCUGCUGUAAAUGUUUAAUGGGUGCUGUGAAUGUGUGCAUGUGCAGAUGCGAUCUUACGUUAUAUAAAACACUGUAAAUGCCCAUGCCUUUCUGCUGUAAAGAAGCGAGUUAAAUCAGGGAAAUGUCAGCUAACGUUACAGUUGUUUGUAGGAAAUCUAUGGACAAGAUGCUGUGUUGUGUUUAGCACUUUACUGAGUGUGUCCAUAUUUUCAGGACACAUUAACUGCUGGUCAGAAGAUGAUAAAUGUUGUACUUAGUUUGGGUUUCAAUAAAGCUUUUAAGCUUUAUUAAGAUGUGAAUUUUAAAGGAAUGAGACUCUUUGUUUUGUCCUAAAAGGCAAUAUGAGAAGAAAAAUGUGAAACUAUCUACAAUCUCCUUAUGAAUACAGGGUAGUAGGCUUUUAUUUCAACCUCUGUGAAUGAAAUGUUUCAUGUAUAGAUGUUUAGUUUUCUUUCACUGAUAAAACUGCUGCAUGAUAAUCAAAAACAAUGUGAUUGUAAGGACUUUUCCUUGCUUAAAGCUGCAGGUAAUGUUCCCAAAAGCUAGCCGUAUGUGUCUGCAGAUAUUGAUCAUAAAUGUGAUCACUUACUGUCUGGAUAACUUGAGCUGAGUUUCUGCCAAGCAGUCUGGUCCAGUCUGGUUUGGUAUGGUAUGCAUGUUCCAGUGCCAAAAGUUAGGACCAAAAAAUGGAUCCAUUCCAUUCUACUUUUAUGGCACCACUCUGUAAGGGUACCAAGUGUACAUAUCUGACCAUAACUGUGGUCUGUUUGUGGUCUUCUGGUAUAAAAGAUCUUCAUUUCACAUGUAACAACAGUAAUAAUCAUUACAUACAAAUGUAACAUGCUUUGCACAGAGCUGAACAGCUUUUCUCCCUCAUUUUGUCAUAAACAUGCUUAAAACUAAAACAGCGAUAAAUUAUUUAACAAAUUUGUGGGGUAAUAGUCCAACUGAAACAACUGGAGUUUUAAAGAUGCAAGUCUCAGUGAUGGGGCAACAGCAGUGAGUUGUUUUCUUUUCAAAAACCACAAAAGUCAAGUACUGACAUGUCUACAGUCGCCAUGUUUCGCGUUAUUUCCCAUAGCUGUGCACGCACAGCUCAAUAGCUUCCAUGUCAUGUGUUUUGUUGCUCUGAUUGGCCCGUAGAGAUGUGACAGGCAGAAUGGUCAUCCAAUCACACUGAGCCUUUUUCAAAGCCUCUGCCUUUUCUCAAACGUUUCCUAUUGAAGCUUUCUCAGAUGGAUGUCAGGUUAGAGCUGAGCCAAAUGAUCUCUAAAAAGAGCCAAAAUACCCAUCAGCCUGACCAAACUGGACAGACAUUAGCUGUUGAAAUGCAGGGAGGAUGCGGGUUUAUGGGCUUGACUGAACCAAACUGGACUACUUGGUGGAAACACGCCACUAAAGAAGCUUAAAUUUGUAGAUUGUUGCUGCUGCUUCACAUCAGAUCUGGUUCAUCUCUUCUGCAGGACUUUAAAUGAACGUUAUAUUAGAAAUGAUACUUUUUUUGUUUUUGUAGAAGGUGAACAAAAAGGUUUAUUAUAGAAGUAUUUCUGUUUGUAAGUUGAAUCCCUCCUGAAGCUUGUCUGUUUGCUCCUGUAGUCACACUGCUGUGCCGUAUCUGACGCUGACUGCAUUAUGUUGUAACUUUACAGCAGCUUAUUAA
This is a messenger RNA of Cheilinus undulatus (humphead wrasse), 5954 nucleotides long. RefSeq names its product tyrosine kinase, non-receptor, 2a (gene tnk2a). The record is from RefSeq and is a predicted model, not a curated record. Gene Ontology annotation, biological process: signal transduction; protein phosphorylation. Gene Ontology annotation, molecular function: ATP binding; protein tyrosine kinase activity; protein binding. Bases 864 to 4010 code for a protein of 1048 amino acids. The transcript has 22 exons. Lineage: Eukaryota; Metazoa; Chordata; Actinopteri; Labriformes; Labridae.